AGAAAUUAUUCAAUGAGAAGAUUUCGCACAGAAAUUGCUUUUGUCAUUCACAGAGGAGCAAACGGAGCAUACUAUGCGUGGUGCAGUUACAUAUCAAAAGAUAUUGUAAUAGACCAGAGAUAUUGUCCUCCAAAUGAAGAUCUACUCUCAAGAUGGGUUGGAGUGGAGCUGGAUGACGACGAGAUUCAUGCUCGCAAAGUGACUGUUAUGCCAGAUAGAUUCGAAAGCAGAAUAUGGAAAGCAUUUGCGGAGGUGAAAGUGGAGAUUCGACUAGAUGGGAAUUUUCAAAAUCAGUUCAAUGUGUUUUAUAACAGCUAUUUUGGAUUGAUCUGUGAUCCGAAUCACUUUAUUCAGAAUGCCGUGAUGGAUGAUGUAUAUUAUGUCUGGCUUGCGGCAAGAAAACAGCCCGGUGUUGAUUCUAGAUGGGUUGUUGCAGAUAACAAUGGCCAGAUCCAGCAAAGACGUGGCACUCCAGUGAAUAACUAUGACGGCCCACAGAGUAGUAAUGACUACAGAUCUUCACGUCAUCAAUCUCCAGAAGGCUCUCGGUAUGGACAUCGUCAGCGCUCCAUUUCCCCGUUCAGAAAUCAGCAAUUCGAUCAAAGAAACAGUCGUCGGGAUAAUUAUCCAAGAAAUCAGUCUCCACGAGGAUCUCGUCAUUCAAGAUCUCCAAUCAAUCAGUAUAGCGAUGAGAGAAAUAGGUCUCCAAGAUACAACGAUGGCCGUAGUAACCAGAAUGAUUAUGGAAACACUAGCCAAUAUUCGAGAAAUGGUUCUCCGGAUAGAUCUCGUCGUCAAAUACCAAAUGAACACAAUCGUCCAUCGAAUCUUCGUCGUUCGAGAUCAGCUGAAAGAAGACGUUCUCCUACUCGAAGCUAUCGUGGAGCAUCUCCAAGAAGUGAGAUCAUAAAAUAUCCUAAAAUUUCGAAUAUAUCAAAAUAGUGAUCUUGCUCGAUCGAAUAGCGGAUUGUCAACAACUUCGAAAAUUUCACGUGCACCAACGACCGAUUCAGAAGAUUCUGACGACGAUGCUGCUGGAUUCAAUAGAACUAAAGAAACACCAAUUCUAAGGGAUCAAAAACCCACUGCGAAGAAAGAGCGUCCAGUUUCACCAAAAUCUUCCUCCGACUCUGAAGAUUCUGAUGCGAGUUUUCGAAGUAAACUCCCACCGCAUUUUUUCGCUAAGACAAAGGCCAAGACAGCCUCAGGCGCAUCAUCUGUAAAGUCUUUUGCUAGCCAGGAUACUCGCAAUAAAUCCAAUGCGGGUGAUUCUCGUAGUCUUGGAGGGACGAGCAAGAACUUCACAGAUUCCGGCAUGCCAGAUGUCAGCAAACUCAACGUUUCUACUCGAAAUCCAAAACCUGAAAAAACACCCGAACAGCGAGAGAUUAAUAUUUUGAAAUCGAGGCUGAAUCGUAUCAAGGAAUUGCUGUUGUCAUUCACAAAAAAUGAAGCUGUUUCCUCAAAUAUGAAGAUCGUCAACUAUGAAAACUAUGAAGAAUUAAUGCAACUUGUGAACCGUACGAAUUGAUUAACAUUUCAUUUCUUCUCACUGUCAGUAUCUUCAUGUUUAAAAUUUGUUUUUUUUCUCUUUGAUUUUGGAGAUCUUUAAGGUUAAGAUCUCUUUUCUUUGUUUCCCCAGUUGCUCCUUACAAUUAAUGAAAGUUAAAUAUUAUUUCGUCUAUUUAUAAAUUGUUUGAUUCAUGAAA
Caenorhabditis elegans is the source of this 1709-nucleotide messenger RNA. RefSeq names its product Tudor domain-containing protein. The record is from RefSeq and is marked reviewed. NCBI's taxonomy places the organism in Eukaryota, Metazoa, Nematoda, Chromadorea, Rhabditida, Rhabditidae. The transcript has 8 exons. The coding region runs from base 13 to 942 and encodes 309 amino acids.